Molecule: messenger RNA, 7192 nt
Organism: Budorcas taxicolor (takin)
Lineage: Eukaryota; Metazoa; Chordata; Mammalia; Artiodactyla; Bovidae
Gene: KCNB1
Product: potassium voltage-gated channel subfamily B member 1
Exons: 3
Coding region: 229-2805 (858 amino acids)
Biological process (GO): protein homooligomerization; potassium ion transmembrane transport
Cellular component (GO): membrane; voltage-gated potassium channel complex
Molecular function (GO): delayed rectifier potassium channel activity; protein binding
Source: RefSeq, a predicted model, not a curated record
GGGGCGCCCGGGCGACCGCGGCAAUGCGCGGUCCCUGGCCCUGGGAGGCGGCCACGCUGGGGCCGUCGGGAUGGAGGUGAGAAGACGGCCGUGACGCGCGCCCGCGAGGCCCCCUGCACCCCCAGCAGCCCAAAGCGCUCCCUGCCCCCCUCCCCCGCGGCGGCUGGCCUCGCCGUCCAGUGACAGCGGCCUGGGGGGGCAGGGGGGGCGGGGGCGGCCGGACCAGCGAUGCCGGCGGGCAUGACGAAGCAUGGCUCCCGCUCCACUAGCUCGCUGCCACCCGAGCCCAUGGAGAUCGUGCGCAGCAAGGCGUGCUCGAGGCGCGUCCGCCUCAACGUCGGUGGGCUGGCACACGAGGUGCUCUGGCGCACCCUGGACCGCCUGCCCCGCACGCGGCUGGGCAAGCUCCGCGACUGCAACACGCACGACUCGCUGCUGGAGGUGUGCGACGACUACAGUCUCGACGACAACGAGUACUUCUUCGACCGCCAUCCGGGCGCCUUCACCUCCAUCCUCAACUUUUACCGCACCGGGCGGCUGCACAUGAUGGAGGAGAUGUGCGCACUCAGCUUCAGCCAAGAGCUGGACUACUGGGGCAUCGACGAAAUCUACCUGGAGUCCUGCUGCCAGGCCCGCUACCACCAGAAGAAGGAGCAGAUGAACGAGGAGCUCAAGCGCGAGGCAGAGACUCUCCGCGAGCGGGAGGGCGAGGAGUUCGAUAACACGUGCUGCGCGGAGAAGAGGAAGAAACUCUGGGACUUACUGGAGAAGCCCAAUUCCUCUGUGGCCGCCAAGAUCCUUGCCAUAAUUUCCAUCAUGUUCAUCGUCCUCUCCACCAUUGCCCUGUCUCUCAACACCCUGCCCGAGCUGCAGAGCCUUGACGAGUUCGGCCAGACCACAGACAACCCCCAGCUGGCCCACGUGGAGGCCGUGUGCAUCGCAUGGUUCACCAUGGAGUACCUAUUGAGGUUCCUCUCCUCCCCAAAAAAGUGGAAGUUCUUCAAGGGCCCGCUCAACGCCAUUGACUUACUGGCCAUUCUGCCAUAUUACGUCACCAUCUUCCUCACUGAAUCCAACAAGAGCGUGCUGCAGUUCCAGAACGUCCGCCGUGUGGUCCAAAUCUUUCGGAUCAUGCGUAUUCUCCGCAUCCUUAAGUUGGCACGUCACUCCACUGGCCUCCAGUCCUUGGGCUUCACCCUGCGGAGGAGCUACAAUGAGCUGGGCUUGCUCAUCCUCUUCCUCGCCAUGGGCAUCAUGAUCUUCUCCAGCCUUGUCUUCUUUGCCGAGAAGGAUGAGGAUGACACCAAGUUCAAAAGCAUCCCGGCCUCUUUCUGGUGGGCCACCAUCACCAUGACGACCGUUGGGUAUGGAGACAUCUACCCCAAGACUCUCCUGGGGAAAAUUGUGGGGGGUCUCUGCUGCAUCGCAGGGGUCCUGGUGAUUGCUCUUCCCAUCCCCAUCAUUGUCAAUAACUUCUCUGAGUUUUACAAAGAGCAAAAGAGGCAGGAGAAAGCCAUCAAGCGGAGAGAGGCUCUGGAGAGAGCCAAGAGGAACGGCAGCAUCGUAUCCAUGAAUAUGAAGGAUGCAUUCCCCCGGAGCAUCGAGAUGAUGGACAUUGUGGUUGAGAAAAAUGGAGAGAAUGUGGGUCAGAAAGACAAAGUGCAAGAUAAUCACUUGUCUCCCAGCAAAUGGAAAUGGACCAAGAGGACACUGUCUGAAACCAGCUCAAGCAAAUCCUUUGAAACCAAGGAGCAGGGAUCCCCUGAGAAAGCCAGAUCAUCUUCUAGUCCUCAGCACCUGAACGUCCAGCAGUUGGAAGACAUGUACAACAAGAUGGCCAAGACCCAAUCUCAACCCAUUCUCAAUACUAAGGAGUCAGCCACCCAGAGCAAACCAAAGGAAGAACUUGAAAUGGAGAGCAUCCCCAGCCCCGUGGCCCCUCUGCCUACUCGUACAGAAGGGGUCAUUGACAUGCGAAGCAUGUCAAGCAUUGAUAGCUUCAUUAGCUGUGCCACAGACUUCCCUGAAGCCACCAGAUUCUCCCACAGCCCUUUGGCAUCACUUCCCAGCAAAACUGGAGGUGGCAUGGCCCCAGAGGUUGGCUGGCGGGGAGCUCUGGGUGCCACUGGUGGUAGGUUUGUGGAGGCCAACUCCACCCCUGAUGCCAGCCAUCACUCCACUUUCUUCAUCGAGAGCCCCAAGAGUUCCAUGAAGACCACCAACCCCUUGAAGCUUCGAGCUCUUAAAGUCAACUUCAUGGAGGGCGAUCCCAGUCCAUUAGUCCCCAUUCUGGGGAUGUACCAUGACCCUCUUAGGAACCGGGGGGGUGCUGCGGCAGCUGUGGCGGGACUGGAGUGUGCCACCCUCUUGGACAGGCCUGUGCUGAGUCCAGAGUCCUCCAUCUACACCACGGCAAGUGCUCGGACACCCCCCCGGUCGCCCGAGAAACACACAGCAAUAGCAUUCAACUUCGAAGCAGGUAUCCACCAGUACAUUGACGCGGACACAGAUGAUGAAGGGCAAGUCCUCUACAGUGUGGACUCCAGCCCUCCCAAGAGCCUCCCUGGGAACACGAGUCCCAAGUUCAGUGUCGGGACGAGGUCAGAGAAGAACCACUUUGAAAGCUCCCCCUUACCCACCUCCCCUAAGUUCUUAAGGCAGAACUGUAUUUACUCUACAGAAGCAUUGACUGGAAAAGCUCCCAGUGGUCCGGAAAAGUGCAAACUUGAGAACCACAUCUCCCCGGACGUCCGCGUGUUGCCGGGGGGCGGAGCCCACGGAAGCUCACGGGAUCAGAGCAUCUGAACCACCCCCACACCGAGAAGAGACUUCUGGCAGGGUCCAAAGAGGGGUGCUGUUCAGCUUACCUGCCGCGGAGGUUUUCUGCAUGAACUCUGAAACAGAAAGGCUCUGCAAAACCCCCAGAAAGAAGAGAGACUCCAGAGGACGCUCCCUUAAAACCUUGAGAGCUGUUAACGGGUCCAUCAGAAGCAAAGCCGGCCAAGCCAUGGGGUAUGGCGCCUCCUUGUAACAACUCUACUGCCCUCUUUGGAAGAUGACAAGAACAGAACUCGCAGCCGCCACUACCACGUUCCAGACGCCACCGAGGCCACCUACUCCUCAUUCUGUUCUCAUGGCUCUCCAUCACAGCCUCCGAGGGCAACAUCUUCAUCCCUCCUGGCUUCUGCUGAAGAAGGAUGCUGGAACAGGUGGCCGGUGUUCGAAGAGUGGGUUGACCAUUUUGUUUUUGGGCGUUGCCUGGCCACCUCUAGGAACUUCUGUCUGUCACCUGCUGGAUGGAUCCCACUGUUAGAAGGCUACCGGGCAUGCUCAUGUCCUGGGGAAAGCUGCACCGUAAGCCAGGAUCCUAGCGCAAAACCCUUCCUCAAAUGUCUUCAUUGACUUCAGUAUUCCAUAGUACCUGAGAUUUUAUUUUGAGAUAUCAUCAGGGUGAGUUGCACCACUUGUACUCAAUUCUAAUUGCCCCCUGGCAAUCUGGAAAGGGUUCAGAAGGCGGGUGCUCAGGCAACAGUAUGAACUCUGAGCAUUGCUUUAGGGUGGAGAAGGAAAAUGCUUUCUGUACAUCGCUAGGGUAGACUCAAAAGAUAUGCAAGUGUCAAAUAUGCAAAAGAAUAGCUUCUUCAAAGUGACUGUAUGUUACUGAAGAACAGAAUAAAAUCUGUUUGUUUGUUUUUUUUUAAUCUGAAAAAAACAAAAGGAAAAAAAAAAUCCCCAAUCGAAAUGCCCAGUUCAGACUUUUGAAUCCUUCCUGCUGAGGCAGGGAAAGUACUUAUUAUAAUAGAAUUUCUUUUUUGUUUCCUGUGGUAUUUAAGUUUUAAGAAAAAAGUUAAAAUAAAAAGCACUUUAUGUUUUUCAAAAAAAAAAUAGGUUUUACCAGGGACAGUGUCAACAUCUCGCACUUUAAAACGAGCAUGAUUUCCCGUGGGCCACUUCAUUGGGACUACAGCUGAGUUUUUGCUCCAGGCGUGUGUCUGGCCACGGUGGGUGAUACUGUGCUGGUAUUGCUGUCAGAGUCUGUGGGCUCCUUCCUUGUCCCCCUCAAGCUUCCCCUUAACCCUCUUUCAUCAGAAAGGGUACUUGGCCCUUGUGUGGGGUCCUGUGCUUAAGUCAUGUGUAUAGGAAACACGAGCAUCUCAGAAGAAGGAUGUAGAUGGUUGGGCAUUGGAUGUUGUACUCUGUUCUCUUUCUUGUCCACCAGGUGUGGGUGUGUUUUCAGUGUCACUGUCUGUACUAACAGCUCAGCUCUCCUUUCUGCAGCCAUCAGUGCAGCCAGUACAGACAAAAGCAAUAAGUAUUUGUGUGCAUUGUGAGCAGUUCUGGUCACUCUCUCUUGGUGUUGGUCUUCCUGUCUUAGUUUGAUGACCUGGCGUUGACCUGCCUGAUUUUAGCUCAACAGCGUGGUGGUGCUGGCCAUUCCCCAGUUCAGGAACACUGGGUGGAGCCACUGGUUAGCACGAUGCCAUGCUGUUGGCCCAUCUGUUAGUGAAAAUGGCACGUUAUUGAUCUACUUGUCUUCAGUACAAUGGGGCAAUGUCGUUCUCCUAACACAAUGUUGAUGGAUGGUGUCCCAAGUACAAUAGCAUAGCCCUGCCGAUCCUCAAUAUAGUGCCAGGCAUUCGUCUUCCUGAUGGAACAAAAUGUGGUUUGCCUGUCCUUCAUAGAAUCUGUUGUUGGUCUGCCUGUUAGUACAAUGGCACAAUCCACCUGUCAGUACACAAGCAUCACAGAAUCGUUCUGCCUGCCCUCUGCACAGUGGCAUGAGAUUGGGCCAACUGUCGCAGGUAUGACGACACGGGGUCAUUCCACUGCCCUUGAAAAUGUUGUAUCCUCUGCUGCAUAUGCACCCGGUUCGUACUGCUUCUCAGCAUCUCCAAGGACUGCAGAUCCCUCCAAGAGGGCGCAGUCCUGUUUUCUGCUGCGUUAACACAGUGUCUUGACUCCGGAAGUACCAGAGUACUCUUGCAUCAAAUCCUAAGGGAUUUAAGGGGCAGGGAGUACGAGGUUAUCCUGGGCUGGUGGCUCACCGGAAAGAGGAAGCGCAGGCCCCCCAGGUGCUUUGCUGAGCACACAGUACAGGCUGGGGGCUGGUGGAGGAGUGGCUGCAAGACCGUCUUCCCAGGGCCAUCUCUCGCGUCUCUUUGUUUCUGUCACCAUUCACAUCUGCCAUCAGCACAAACGUGAAAAUUCAGGGAAAACAAACAAAUGCUUUUUGAUAAAAGUAAAUAGUUGUGAUUUCCGAUUCAGAUAUUUUUAGAGCUGAUGCUAUCUGUAAAAAUUAAUAAUAAUAUAGUCUAUUUUACAUAUCAGGAAAGUGAACAUGUUUAAAUAUAGCCAUAUAUAGUGAGAGGGAACUUAUCACCCCUUCUUCAAAUCGAAGCAUUUCAUUUGCUGGUUGAAGCAGUUGAGAAGUGUACAGAUUAGAAAUGAUUUCUUUUUUCUUUUUUUUUAAAAACUAAUAACCAAUUGGUGCAACUCUCCUUGUAACCAAAGGCCCUAUCUGCCUUGCGUGGUCAUGCAGGACCUAUCCCUUUCCUUCCUCAUGUAUUUUGUCUGAACUUAAAGUAGCAUUUUAUUGAGUCACUUUUGAAGGAUGAAUUCAGAAGUAUCAUGAAGAACCUACCUGUUCAGGCUUAAUAGCCAGAGUCCUAUAGAGUUCUUAUAGAAACAGAAUAACUGAAACUCAGCAUAUACUAUGCUUAGAAAGUAUUGCAUUUUGUUUUGGGUUUUCCUUUUACGUGUGGAUGUUAUCGUAGGAAUAUAGUUUUUACCCUGUGCCGAUUCAAAAUAGAGUAUUUUAAGGUUUCCCAGGCCCCCACCCGCCAAAAAGAAACAUCUCCAGAUUUUUUAAGAUGUGUACACCCUACUUGUACAUGUACUGUGUACGUGCACUGGGAAAUCUACCUAAGAGUCUCCACUGAGAAGCUAACCUUGAUAGACUGGUAUUGAUGGAGGAGAGAAAAGCAAUGGUUUGGAGGCAAAUACUGCUUUAACCUGGUGGUCCCACCCAUUCCUGAACCAAUGAAAGUGGGAGAAAAAAACAAAAAGAAAUGUUAUUUCAUCCCAAAGAAAUGAAUCUAGGGGCUGGAGGUGGAUGGAUGCCUGGCCCCUUCGGCACAUUCAGUAAAACUCAUCAAGAACCCCAGCAAACUUCCACCAUUAUCAAAAAGGGCUAGGGACCAGGUCCAGACACAGCUGAGUGUGUGUUUCAAGACAUAGGCUACAUGGGACAACAAAAACAAGGGACCAGGUAGCUGUGCACCCUGAUCAUCCAGGGGGCCGUCGCCGACCAGCAGAGAGAGGUGGGCAAGCUCUGGAGGAGUCCAUUUACUCACCUUUUUAUCUUGGGGUAAAGAAAACAAUAGGACUUCCGUGCAGUAGAUUUCUCAGUGCCUUCUUUAGGAGUUUUAUCUUAAGCACACUCAAUGGGGAGAGAAAAAAGAGGAAAGAACAUUCAUUCCCAGAAAGCCCCUUUCUCUCAAGGCAUCGGGGAUCGAGAAGGAAGAAGAUGACGUUGGUGAAACAGCAAAAUCCUGAGGAGGCCAUUUCCUUUCAACCCACCUGGCUCGCCCCUGAGAAUUGCUGGUGACACAGACUUUUUCAGACUGAUUACCCAACCUCUCCUCCACCAUGUCUUAGUAUCUGUAAGCCUCAUCCUUGCCCUUUCUCCUAAUAAGAUCCACAUUUCUAAUGAGAAAAAAAAAAAAAAACAGAACAGUAUUCUCUUCUGUAAAACUGUAAUGUAUUGUUGAUGUUUGUAACUACUGUAUAUUUCUGUCUUGCUCCAAGUCUUGGCUGGAGUGUGUAGUCCAUGGGCACGGGGGGAAUUUAAAAUUUACCAGACAAGGGUCACUAAAGCCUGGUCUCUCUCUCUCCCUCUCUCCUUUCCUCAUUUCUCUGCCAACUAACUAGUUUCAAGUAACAUGACCCCAAGCCUCAGCCUCCAGUCAAGUAACUUUGAAUCCUCUGCGAGGGAGGCGAAAAGCCUCUAGCACAUGAUCCUUUGAGAAAGGACUUUUUCUACCACCAUGAAGUUGGCAGGACUUGAAAGAGUCCUCCCGUGACUCCCCCAGCAGGACAGUGGAGAACCUCCAGCCCUGAGCUGAAAUUUCCUCACCUCCCACUGCUUACAUGACAGCAUCCAAAUGCUUUUACUCAACCCCGGGCGACCCAA